Molecule: messenger RNA, 276 nt
Organism: Penicillium cinerascens
Lineage: Eukaryota; Fungi; Ascomycota; Eurotiomycetes; Eurotiales; Aspergillaceae
Exons: 2
Coding region: 1-276 (91 amino acids)
Source: RefSeq, a predicted model, not a curated record
AUGAAGUACCUUCUUGCUUACUCCGCUCUGUUCGCCGCUGUGGUCGCCAUUCCAACUGGCGAUCUCGGUCAGAAGACCUGCAAGAGCGAGGAGACAGUCGUCUGCAAGGGAGAUGGAGAGGGUGGAUUUUUGUCCCUGGGAAAUCUCCUCGCGGGUCUCCUUGGUGAAAACUGUUCGGCCGGUGAUAUUUACUGCUGCGAAACUGGCAAGGUCCAACAGUCUGGCUUGAUCAACAUAGACCUGAACCUGCAGUGCACCCUCAACCGUAUCCUUUAA